This is a messenger RNA of Gilbertella persicaria, 1845 nucleotides long. RefSeq names its product velvet factor-domain-containing protein. The record is from RefSeq and is a predicted model, not a curated record. NCBI's taxonomy places the organism in Eukaryota, Fungi, Mucoromycota, Mucoromycetes, Mucorales, Choanephoraceae. The coding region runs from base 1 to 1845 and encodes 614 amino acids. The transcript has 8 exons.
AUGGACACAACGUCAAAAAAGACAAAAACUGAAAAGAGUAUAGCACAACAAAUCAAUGACUGGUUUGAUAAGUUGUCUCCACAAUACUCUGUAUUACCUUUACAGACACAAAAGCCAAGUUUCAGUUUACUCCAGUCUCGAUGGUUUAGACUGUCUAUAGUAUUUUAUAUUGUCUUUUGUAUCUUGCUGACAGCAGCCCAUUUGACUGCUUGGUUAUUCUCUGAAGGUACACAUGCGCUUGUGUCUACUGAAGCAACUCGUCGUUUAAGUUUCCAACGCACCUAUGAUGCAGACGAGCCUUAUUCUUUGAUCAGUGAUAUGACACCAGGAUUAAAGUUUUCAAAGCUCUUUUCAAAAGCUCAUUACGACGCGCUUAGAUAUACUCGGCCAUUCUGGCAAAAAGCAACACAGGAACCUAAUCCUGCUGAAGUUACUUUUAUCACCACCACGACACCCGAGACAUGGAAAGAGUUGGUUCAGUUUGCAAAACACUGGAAUGGACCUAUCUCUGCUACUUUACAUGUAUCAAAGAAUGAAGAGACAUCAAGUAUGUUGGCUGAGUAUAAAUCUACGCCCGAAUUAUUCAAUCAUGUCGAUCUUCAUCUCGUUCAGACGCCUCAAAAGACAGCUUCUAUUUUGAUCCCCCUAAAUGUUGAGCGUAAUUUGGCCCGUAUUUAUGCGCGAUCUAACCAUGUGUCUGAUAUUCCUGUCAACACCAUCAUCGCUACAGACCUCCGCCGGACGAUAUUGAAGCAUCUUACCGAAUACACUGAAUUGCUUAGAAAGGGCGAUAUGCUUGUGAUUCCGACUUUUGCAUAUAACGAAAACGCACAUAUUGCUGCUCGGGUGCCACAGACCAAGAAGGAAUUAGUGGGCUUAGUGGAAAAGGAAAAAGUGUUGGGACUCUAUGAUGCUCAUUUUGCUUUAAAUCAAGGUCCAACUGAUUUAGACACCUGGAAGAAUGCCAAUGAUAUCUAUAAAGUAACACAAUACACAAUGGAAUAUGAACCUAUUGUCAUUCAAAGUAAAACUGUUCAGCCAUGGUGUUCUGAACGCUUUGUUGAUAAACGCUCUGCCUGUCUUUUAUCUAGCUAUUUGGCAGGUAAUGACUUUUUUGUCUUACCUCAUGAUUUUGCUGUUGAGAAACCAAGCAAUCAAAAGACAUUGAUAUCUAAUCUAGAUAACGUGAUUGAGAAACGACUGUAUGCCAAAUUUUACUGGGAACAAUGUGUAUAUCAGGGCAGACAAUUAGAUGCCAUGGGCUUAUGGAACACAGCCAAAUCAAACCAUAUUCGACAACAAUGUUCUAGAAUCAUUCAGAACUGGGGAAGAGGAACAUACGAACUUGUCGUCUGCCAACAACCUUUGCAUGCUCGUAUGUGCGGAUUUGGAGAGAAAGACAGAAGGCCUAUUGACCCACCACCUAUUGUCCAGUUGAUUGUUAAACAACAGGGACAGGACCAUCCCAUUGAUGUACAAAUGCUUCAAAUUCCUUUUUUUGUUCUCCAUGUCACAUUAUGGUCUGACGAUUGUUCUGAAGAAAGAAAUAUCAUUUCAAAUCCCCCAAAAUGCACAAGGGUAUUAAUGGGAUCAUUAGUGAGUUCACCUAGUUUACUCAAAAAUACAGAAGGAGAGCAGGGCCUUUAUUUUGCUUUUCCUGAUCUAAGUAUUCGUACCGAAGGCAGAUAUACAUUACGAUUUAGUUUAAUGAAGCUGAGCAAUUCUGAUUUUCAAGAAAAUGCCAAAUCAAAAAUAGUGGCUCAAGUAUUCUCAGAUCCAUUUACAGUGUAUUCUGCAAAGAAGAAUCCACUGAACUAUCAAAAGCCUUUGCAAAACAAGGUCUAA